AUGAACCUCUCUGGUCCUGGGUUGAAUGUGGAGUUCAUGGGCGUGUGGCGAGGUAGGCGCAGUGAUGCAGCUGCCAUGAAUUGCUUGAGGAGGAGGGACGCUGGCCUACUAAAUCAGUUACAAGAGCUAGAUAAGCAAAUAAGUGAUCUCCGCCUGGACGUGGAAAAAACGACAGAUGAACACCUUGAGACAGACAGUCGUCCAAGUUCAGGGUUUUAUGAGCUGAGUGAUGGAGCUUCUGGAUCGCUCUCCAAUUCGUCAAACUCUGUCUUCAGUGAGUGUUUAUCCAGUUGCCAUUCUAGCACUUGCUUUUGCAGCCCUUUGGAGGCAACACUGAAUAUCUCAGAUGGACGCCCUAAAUCUGCAGAUCUCAUAGGCUGGAUGGACUAUAAUAAGGAAGGCCAGCAUGAGGACCAGACCGCAGGCUCUGUCUGUCGCUCUUUGUCCACACCGCACUCAAAUUCCCUCGAUGUCGUUGCAGAUGUACAUCCAAAGUACCAGUGCGAUCUGGUGUCUAAAAACGGGAACGAUGUCUACCGGUACCCCAGCCCACUCCACGCAGUAGCUGUGCAGAGUCCCAUGUUUCUUCUCCCCGUGACUGAAAACCCCCAGCGAGAAGAGGAGAGGCUUGGUUGUGAUAUUAGUGACGUUUGCGCCGGAUCUGAAACGGACUCAGGAAAAUCCGCCAACACCUUUCUGCCGCAAGGCUCCUGGAUGGCACCGUGCCCUUCCACCAGCAAGAGGAUAGACGGUUACAUCUUAAGCCUGGUUCAGAAAAAGACUCACGCGGUAAGGACUAACAAACCGAGGACGAGCCUCAACGCCGAUCCCACCAAAGGGAUCUUGAGGCAUGGAAGCAUGUGCGUCAGGCAGCCUGCAGGGGUGGUGGCUCACGGUAACGUUGUGAACCUGAAGAGCUCCAAGCAAGUGUGCUUGCCUUCUGGUGGGACCACCGCUCUGGACCACUCAGCACCCUCCCCGUUAAAGCAGAGGCCGAGGGAGCCGGCUGGUGAGCAGCUGGAGAGUAGGAAGGCACCUUUGCCGGUGGCUUUCCCGCCCAGCACAGCGAAUGAACUUCAGAGCAAGCACCUACUGCGGGGUGUCAAACCAGCACCCCCGGAGCUCAACCGCAACGCAGUGGCCAUGGCAGGGGACGUCCCCAAGGAGAAUAGCCAGCUCUUUGCUGCGUCUCCCAAAGAGAGCCCGGGGAAGACCGUGGUGCUGCAGCCAGAGAACAGGGUCAGCCAGCCUCCCAAAAAAGUCCUGCUAAAGAGCAGCUUGCAGGUGGCUCGCUCCUCAUCACCUGCCAUAGAGGAGAGGCCUGUGGUGGAUUUCAAAAGUGAGGGCUCUUCCUCCCAGAGCCUGGAUGAUGGGUUGCUGGUCAACGCUCAGUACAUACCGGCCCAGCAGCAAAGUGUGAAGCUUCAUAAAGGCACCCGAAACGUCAAGAUUUUGAAAAGCUCUGCGCUGAAACACAGGCCCCACCUUGCCAACGGGCUGGAAAACGGCUCGCAAACCUUGCGGGAGAAAACCAAACCGGUGGGCAAGAAGUGCCGCUUUCCUGAUGAGUUGGAUACAAAUAAGAAACUGAAAAAGCCCUCCUCACGGGGGAAGAGAGGUGGUGGCUUGCAGCCGGAGUCGGGCCUCCAGAGUCGUCAGGCUGGCCUGCACAAGUCCACCAUCCGAUCCCACGGGCAUGGCCGAGAGGUUGUGGUGGCCAAGCCUAAACACAAGCGGGCUGACUACCGCCGUUGGAAGUCGUCAGCGGAGAUUUCCUACGAGGAGGCUCUACGGAGGGCGAGGAGGAACCGGCGGGAAGCUGUGGGGGUCUACUCGCAAGUCCCCCUGCCCUACGUCAGCCCGUACGCCUACGUGGCCAGCGACUCGGAGUACUCAGCGGAGUGCGAGUCCUUGUUCCACUCCACCGUGGUGGACACGAGCGAGGAUGAGCAGAGCAACUACACGACAAACUGCUUUGGAGACAGUGAGUCGAGCCUGAGCGAGGUGGAGUUUGUAGGGGAGAGCACGACCACCAGUGACUCUGAUGAGAGCGGGGGCCUUAUUUGGUCUCAGUUUGUCCAGACGCUCCCCAUCCAAACGGUCACGGCGCCGGAGCUGCAUGAAAAUGCGGCGAAGGCCUUUGUCAAAAUCAAAGCCUCCCAUAACCUCAAGAAGAAAAUCCUCCGCUUUCGGUCGGGCUCCCUGAAGCUCAUGACAACCGUCUAG
Messenger RNA from Egretta garzetta (little egret), 2226 nucleotides. RefSeq names its product dishevelled binding antagonist of beta catenin 1 (gene DACT1). NCBI's taxonomy places the organism in Eukaryota, Metazoa, Chordata, Aves, Pelecaniformes, Ardeidae. Gene Ontology annotation, cellular component: cytoplasm. The transcript is spliced from 4 exons. The record is from RefSeq and is a predicted model, not a curated record. Gene Ontology annotation, biological process: regulation of Wnt signaling pathway, planar cell polarity pathway; negative regulation of JNK cascade; negative regulation of canonical Wnt signaling pathway. Bases 1 to 2226 code for a protein of 741 amino acids.